GGCGGUGACGGUCGCUGAGUGAUAACGUACAUGCUCGGGACUCGGGCUGUCAGUCAGAGCCGCCAGAUCCCCGUGGAGGGGCCCGCCGGGCCGGCGCGGCCAUGGCGGCCGUGUUCGAUCUAGACUUGGAGACCGAGGAAGGCAGCGAGGGCGAGGGCGAGCCAGAGUUCAGUCCUGCGGACGUGUGUCCCCUUACCGAAUCGAGGGCUGCCGGCCUGGAGCCCGUGGGACACUAUGAGGAGGUGGAGCUGACCGAGACCAGUGUGAACCCGGGCCCUGAGCGCAUUGGGCCGCACUGCUUUGAACUGCUGCGGGUGCUGGGCAAGGGGGGCUAUGGCAAGGUGUUCCAGGUACGAAAAGUGCAAGGCACCAACUUGGGCAAAAUAUAUGCCAUGAAAGUCCUGAGGAAGGCCAAAAUUGUGCGCAAUGCCAAGGAUACCGCACACACACAGGCUGAACGGAACAUUCUAGAGUCAGUGAAGCACCCCUUUAUUGUGGAACUGGCCUAUGCCUUCCAGACGGGUGGCAAGCUCUACCUCAUCCUGGAGUGCCUCAGUGGUGGUGAGCUCUUCACACAUCUGGAGCGAGAGGGCAUCUUCUUGGAGGACACUGCCUGCUUCUACCUGGCUGAGAUCACACUGGCCCUGGGCCAUCUCCAUUCCCAAGGCAUCAUCUAUCGGGACCUUAAGCCUGAGAACAUCAUGCUCAACAGCCAGGGCCACAUCAAACUGACGGAUUUCGGACUCUGCAAGGAGUCCAUUCACGAGGGUGCCGUCACUCACACCUUCUGUGGCACCAUUGAGUACAUGGCCCCUGAGAUCCUGGUGCGCAGUGGCCACAACCGGGUGGUGGACUGGUGGAGCCUGGGGGCCCUGAUGUACGACAUGCUCACUGGAUCGCCACCCUUCACUGCAGAGAACCGGAAGAAAACCAUGGAUAAAAUAAUCAAGGGGAAGCUGGUGCUGCCUCCCUACCUCACCCCAGAUGCCAGGGACCUUAUCAAAAAGUUUCUGAAGCGGAAUCCCAGCCAACGGAUUGGGGGUGGCCCAGGGGAUGCUGCUGAUGUGCAGAGGCACCCCUUCUUCCGGCACAUCAAUUGGGAUGACCUCUUGGCUCGCCGUGUGGACCCUCCUAUCAGGCCAAGUCUGCAGUCAGAGGAGGACGUGAGCCAGUUUGACACACGCUUCACACGGCAGACACCGGUGGACAGUCCUGAUGACACAACGCUGAGUGAAAGCGCCAACCAGGCCUUCCUGGGUUUCACCUACGUGGCACCCUCAGUCCUGGACAGCAUCAAAGAGGGCUUCUCCUUCCAGCCCAAGCUGCGCUCCCCCAGGCGCCUCAACAGCAGCCCCCGAACCCCCAUCAGCCCCCUCAAGUUCUCCCCCUUUGAGGGGUUCCGGCCCACCCCUGGCCCACCAGAGCCCAUGGAGCCACCUCUACCUCCACUGCUGCCGCCGCCGCCACCACCGAUCUCGAGCACUGCUCCCCUCCCCAUCCGUCCCCCCUCAGGGACCAAGAAGUCUAAGAGGGGCCGAGCUCGCCCUGGGCGGUAGGAAGGGGGUGGGGCACUGGCAGCACUGAGGCCUUCCCUGCAGCUGGACUGGCUGUGUCUGCGGGGAGCAGGUGCCUCUGUCAGGGGUGGGUGAGCCCCAGAAUCAUGUGUCUCGAAGCCUCAAGCUACCACUGCUGGCAGGAGGGCCCCACUGGCCACCUGGGGGCUACCACGUUCAGUUGUGCCCUUGCAAAUUAAAGGACUGA
Urocitellus parryii (Arctic ground squirrel) is the source of this 1761-nucleotide messenger RNA. RefSeq names its product ribosomal protein S6 kinase B2 (gene Rps6kb2). Gene Ontology annotation, biological process: protein phosphorylation. Gene Ontology annotation, molecular function: ATP binding; protein serine/threonine kinase activity. The record is from RefSeq and is a predicted model, not a curated record. NCBI's taxonomy places the organism in Eukaryota, Metazoa, Chordata, Mammalia, Rodentia, Sciuridae.